Messenger RNA from Symbiodinium sp. CCMP2456, 3391 nucleotides. NCBI's taxonomy places the organism in Eukaryota, Dinophyceae, Suessiales, Symbiodiniaceae. The record is from the annotation of a GenBank genome assembly.
AUGGCAUCGGCAAAUCUGGAUUCUGAAGCCGCCUUUGUGGACCGGGCCAGGAAAAUUGGCCUGACCGAGGACACAUUGCAAGGCCUUUUGGACAACAGCUACAACACCUUUGGGCGGCUGGCUUUUGCAGUGUCGGCUACUCCUACGACUUUGACCGAUGAGGCAGUGGAUGCGUGGAUUGAUGGUUUGGGCAUGCGACCUUCAGGGUUUCAGAAGGCGAGCCUCCGAAGGCUCCUUUUCGAAGGAGUCAGCAUGGCGAUUGAGGAGGUCCGUGCCCGUGUUGAACCCAGUUUGGAAGGACACCCAAAAAAGUUAGCAGCGGCUGAACGCUUGGAUCGCCAGGCGAAGCAGGAGAGGUCGCUUGGGGGUUUGGUCUUCACUCCUGAGACUAGGCCUGCUAAUGCUUGUGUGGACCUCUGCGUUGAAAUGCUUGAAACUGGAGUUCUUCAGUACCAUCCCAGCAAGUGGAUAAGCCGUGCGCAGGAAGCGCAGUGCCUUAAGCGUGAUAGCAGCAUCAACAUAGAUGCCGAUAACAACUUGAAGAUUGCCACAAAGUCUGCAGAUCUUUGGUGCGAUGUGUCGUCAGAGAUGCGAUUGAGGCAAGCUUGGGGCCGAAGGUCGUUAGCCUUCGAUCUUGCAAAUUUGGCAAGUUUCAGGGUCAUGGAGGAGCACGUUCAGUUCUUGUUCUCUGUGCUACAGCGUGUGCAGCCCAAGGGAUUCCAGGGUGUCCAAUUAUCUCAAAUCAUUGAGGCCGACAAGCAAAUGUUCGUUCUUGCGAGCAACAAUUUGAUGGGGCGUUUGACGGCCUCUCCAGGAGCUGCGCCGGCAUUAGAUGCCGAGAUUGCUAGGCUGUCACGCAGCCCGGAGUUGAUGCAGUAUCUUGCUCCCUUGCAGGUGCCACAGGCUCGUUUGAAGAAGCCUGAGCAAAUUGCCAAUGAUGAUCUUUUGACUUUGGUUGACUUGUUGCCUCGCAAGGGCAUUCAACGAGGGCCAAGGGAGGUGCAGCAAUCUUUCAUCACAGGAUGCUAUGCUCAGGGGGGCUUUCGUGGCUUGCGCCAUGAGUGCUCCACUUUUCCUUUUGCAUGCCGUAUCAUGACCCGCUACAUGAGAGAGCGUCUUCCAGGUCAUGUUUUCUCCACAUGUGGCAUUUUCAUUGACGGCUGUACGCCGUUACAUAAAGACACUCGAAACGCACAGUGGCCGAAUGCAAUUUUCCGAUUGAGCGAUUUCCAGAAAGGAGGUUUGUGGAUUGAGGGGUCAGGUGAUGAUGUUCGCGAGCUGAACGGACAAGAGUUGACAGGUUCAAUUGAUGCAUUGCGUCUUGAGGCUGCGAACAAGUUGUAUGCAUUGACCUACCGCAUUUUGCGGAAAUGCAUUGAAGAUGAUGUCGUCGUGAGUCUUGAAAAUCCUGUCAACAGCUAUCUCUGGGACGUUUUACGAGCCUUUGAGCCAGGCGAGCCCAAGCUUCAUGUUCUUCCAAAGCUCACGCCUGUGAUAUUCGACUUGUGUUGUCAUGGCGGUGCGCGCCCCAAACGCACUCAACUGUUGUGCACUGCCGCUUGCUUUGAUCGAUUGCAUGCUUUGUGCCAGAAUGACCAUCCCCAUAAGCCCUGGGGUCAGAUUGUUGAGUGCGGAACAGUGCGAUAUGCAACCAAAGAUGAGGCGGCCUACCCUCAAUUGUUCGCUGCUCGCUAUGCCGCCUGUUUGGCCGAUCAUGCCUUGGCUGCAGGUUACAACUUGAUGCCCCAGCCACGUGUCAAAGAUUUGUCGCUGGCCAUGCUCGGCCAACAAACCAAGCGCCAUGCACCUUUGGUUUCGGAAUACAAACAAGUCUUACGUAUGCCAGCCGCUUCUUUCACUCCACAGCCACACUUGAAGCUCUUGCGCAAUCCCAUCGGGGGUGGCAACGUGCGAGCUUCUGAUUUGGCUAGGGCCCAACCUUUGUUGAGUAACACCCCUCCGGGAGGGACCAUCCCGGAGGCCCCAGGUAGGGGUGACGUAGAGAUGAAGGUGGGAGUCUAUAGGACACCCGGUGAGUUUGUUGAGGAGGCCAAGAAAGUGAAUCACCCAGUAGAUUCUUCAAACCCGUUAGAAAAGGUUACAUUGCAAGCGCUGCAGGAAAAUCUUUUGAAGGACCCCAAACUCAUUUCCUUAAGGCGCAACUUGGCGAUUGCAAAGGUGAAACAGGAGGUCCACAGAUUGCGUGAUGCAGAAGAGAAGCUUCACAAUUCUAUGGACCCGUCAGUUGCUAAGGUGAUGAAGGGCAAGUCGAUCCUUGCCUUUGAAGCUUUGUUGAAGUCUGAGGGUUAUGAUGAUAUGGGUGUGAUUUCUUUCUUGAAGGAGGAAGUGCGCUUGGUAGGAACGUCGGAGUGCCCUGCUUGUUACGAUUACAAGUUUGUUCCUGCUUGGCUCUCGGAAGAUGAGCUGUUCGAAACUGCAGCUGCCCGCAGGGAUGCAUUGCUAAGCAAGUUUGAAAGGGUUGACCCUGAGGAGGCAAAAAUCUUGAAGGAUGCAACCGACAACGAAGUCGCCUUGGGUGCAGACCAAAAGCCUCGCCCCAUCGACAACUGCUUGGAGUCGCAGCUUAACGCGGGGUAUAGUGCAAGCAUUCACCUUAGGCUUCAAGACUCGGAUUACAUAGCUUCAAUGGCCCUCCAUGUGGCCAAAGAGAUCCAAGGUGGGCGAGUCCACCCAGCUGCCAAGCUGUGGAAGGGGAAGUGCUUGGAUUUGAGCAAGGCUUACAAGCAGCUAGCGGUACACCCUGACCAUAGAUCGCUGGCAGUAAUUGCAGUGCGUGAAUCCGAAGGGCGCGACGCGCUCUACUUGUCAAACUCCCUAAUGUUUGGCAGCACGGCCGCAGUUUACGCCUUUAACCGGGUUUCCAGGGCGCUUUGGUACUUGGUUAAUCGUCUUUUGUGUCUGCCUAGUGGCGUCUUCUACGACGACUUCCCGCUGCUGUGCCCGGCGGGCAGUGCCAACAACGCCGAUGAAUCGGCCAGCGCCUUGCUGGACUUGUUGGGGUGGGCACAUGCCAAGACAGGUGCCAAGGGCAGGCCGUUUGCUGAGCAGUUUGAGGUUUUGGGCAUGAGCCUAAACUUGGAGAACGUUUCGCAAGGCGAGGUUUCCUUGUCCAACAAACAGGGUCGGAUUGAACGCAUCAUUGACCGUCUUCAAGAGAUCAGCUUGAAAGGGGAGAUCAAGAGACACGAUGCGCAAGUACUCCAAGGGUUGCUACAGUAUGCAUCGGGGUUCUACGCUGGACGUUCCCUGAAGCACGCUUCGCACAUCCUUGCGAGGCACGAGAACACCCGAAUAUUGUCUUGCACCAUGAUCACGGACAUAAUUCACUUGUUCACUGAUGGCGCUUGGGAAAGAGGGGUGGCGGGCAUAG